AUGGAAAUGUAUGUAGACGACAUAGUAGUUUUUGGUCAAACAAGCGAUGAAUGCCUUACAAAUGUGCGAAAAGUGUUGCAAACAGCAGAACCUUACGGCUUGCAAAUUAAAUGGGCUAAGUCUAGGCCACUAACGCAGUUAUUGAAAAAAGAUGCAGCAUUUGUAAUGGGUGUCACAGAACAGCAAGCAGUACAGAAGUUGAAGGCAGCACUUACUCAAGACCCCGUUUUAAAGAUUUUCAAACAAAACGGAAAAACUCAACUUCAUGUCGAUGCAUCAAAGCAUGGCUUUGGGGCAACAUUGGUGCAGCAGCAUGAGAGCAAGUGGCAUCCGGUGUUUUACUGGAGCCGAAAGACGUCACCACAAGAAGGAAAACUUCACAGCUACUUUCUGGAAGUGAAGGCAGCAUAUCUAGCGACGAAACGUCUUCGUCAUUAUUUGAUGGGUAUACGGUUCGACGUAAUAACAGAUUGCGCAGCGUUUAAGCAGACAGCUGCCAAAAAAGAUGUGCCACGUGAAGUAGUUCAGUGGCUCAUGUACUUACAAGAUUUUGAUUUUAAUAUUGAGCAUCGUUCAGCAGAUAGAAUGAAACACGUAGAUACCGUAAGCCGCUAUCCGGUUAUGGUAAUCGAGUCACACAUAAAAGCAAAAAUUCGUAAAGCGCAGCAAAAUGAUGAACAUCUGAAGGCAGUAACUGUAGUUCUCGAACAGAAACCUUACGCUGACUAUGUUUUGAAAAACGGAGUUUUAUUUAAACAAUUAAAGGGCCUAGAACUGCUCGUUGCACCACGAAAUUUCUGCAAGGUAAAUAAAAUCGAGCAUAUUGCAAUAACAACGGGUGUCCCGAGAGGCAACGGACAAAUUGAACGCGUCAAUAGGUUGGCAAAAUUGUCAGCUAAUAAUUCAGCCAAAUGGUAUAACUAUACAGCGAUGGUGCAAAAAGCGAUUAACGCACAUGUUCAUACAACAACAAAAUUUACACCUUACGAAAUUAUGUUUGGUGUAAAAAUGAGAAACGAAAUGUCUGCCGAUAUAAUUAAGUUGCUCCAAGAUGAAAUGUUGGUCGCAUUCCAAGGGGAUCGCAGCAAACUAAGAGAGGAGGCUCGAAUCAAUAUCCAAGCCGUCCAAGAAGUGUAUAAACGAAAUUUCGACAGGAGGCGUAAAAGUAGUCAGGGAUAUCAAAAGGCGGAUUUGGUGGCGAUAAAAGUAACACAGUUUUCAGAUAAAAAGUUGGGGAACAAGUUCAUCGGGCCUUAUAGCGUGGUCAAAGAUAAAGGUAAUGGGCGGUACGAGGUUGAAAAAGCAGCCGAUUUCGCUGGGCCGCACCUUACUUCUACCAGCGUCGACAAUAUGAAGCUUUGGGCGCAUUAUGCAGCUGAGAACGACGGGUCAUCUGGGACAGAUGACGAACAGGAUGACCGAAUGUGA
Molecule: messenger RNA, 1428 nt
Organism: Anastrepha ludens (Mexican fruit fly)
Lineage: Eukaryota; Metazoa; Arthropoda; Insecta; Diptera; Tephritidae
Exons: 3
Coding region: 1-1428 (475 amino acids)
Biological process (GO): DNA integration
Molecular function (GO): nucleic acid binding
Source: RefSeq, a predicted model, not a curated record